AUGCGAACUGAAUCUAUUUCCUAUGAAAAAGAAAUGGACAUUAUUAAAAAAAGAGAAUCCAGAAAAGAAAGAUCAAAAUUUGAAGAUAUUAUGUAUUUAUCAUAUUUAUAUAUUAAUAGAGAAGAAAAUGAAAAUUAGAAAAUGACAUGUUACGAAAGUACUCGAAAUUGUUUAGGUUCAUGUUUUGGAACACUAAGAGCAUGGAUUCCAUGUUGUUUUUGUUGUUGUCCCUAUCCAUAUUAUCUUAUUACUUAAGGUUAAAAAGGUUUACUACAAAAAUUUGGUAAGUACUAAAAAACCUUAGGACCUGGUCUACAUGAAAUAAAUCCGUAUUGCUUUUAUUCAUUAUUUUUAGAUUCACUGAAAGAGUAAUCCCUGUUAGCACUAAAACAUUGUAUCAUAUUAAAAUUAUAAUUCAGUAUCAUUGAUUUAGAAAGAUAGCUUGUCUUAACCAAAGAUAAUAUAACUGUCAAUAUUGAUACCAUUGUUUAUUAUAGAGUUAUUGAUGUUAUGAAGUCUGCUUAUAGAGUUAAAAUGAUUGUUGAAGCUGUCAAAGAAAUAACUUAUGCUGUAAAUAAUAAUAUAUCUCUAUUCUAUUAGACUUUACGUACAAUCUGUGGAGAACACACAUUAUAAGAGAUUAUUGAAAAUAGAUAGAAAAUUGCUGAUGAAAUUGAAUCAUUUGUUUUUGAUGUUGUUUCUGAAUGGGGUAUAUUUAUUUACUAUUAUUAUUAAGGUAUUUAUUUGGAGCAUAUUUUUAUUAAGGAUAUGCUAAUGAGUGAAGAAUUAUAAAACUCAUUAUCUAAUGCUCCAAAAGCAUAAAGACUUGCUUAAUCUAAAGUCAUUUCAGCUUAAGUAUUUUAUUAGAUCAUAUUUUAUAGAGUGAUGUAGCUGCUGCUAAAUUAAUGAGAGAAGCUGCAGAUAUGUUAGAUUCAAGAGCUGCUAUGUAGAUUAGAUAUUUUGAAACUGUUUAAUAGAUUGCUAAAAAUCACAAUCACAAAAUUCUUUUUCUAUCUAUGGAUUAAUAAAAUCAAAAAAAAUGA
Paramecium pentaurelia is the source of this 1043-nucleotide messenger RNA. Lineage: Eukaryota; Ciliophora; Oligohymenophorea; Peniculida; Parameciidae. The record is from the annotation of a GenBank genome assembly.